CGUGCUCUUCGUUAAAGAGACAGCACAGGAUUGCUCGGAGCCAUUCAAUCAUUUCCUGAAUCCACUCAGACGAUCUGUACUUCUGUGGAAAAAACGGCAACAUUGUUGUCAACAGCUGGGACGAACAUACGGCUCAGACAAUAAACGUUAGACUUGUUAAAGGCGUUUACAAUGGCAGAUAACAGGACGGAAGCCGGGGAGCGCGUUUAGCUGAUGCACCAUCUUCAAAUGCAGUCAAAUCGGCCCUCGACUUGUAACUCGGGGAAUACUAACCAGAACUGGAAUAACACCAUGGACGCUCCUCAGUAUCCAGGGUACCCCUCACAUUACUGGUAUCCGGAGUCUCAUGCAACAGGACACUAUGCAAACACCUAUCCAUCGGGAUCAGAUGUCCCACCACAGUACAAUCAACAGGUAAUGCCUGCAGGUUAUCCAAAUGGCCAUGGUGUCUACAGCCCAGCGCAGAACCAAUACUCGACUAGUGGUUUCCACCCGUCCAACCCGUUUUACUGUGCUGACACUCAGAGACAGGCUCCAGGGCCGUACCCCAACCAGGCCUGUCCUGCCGAGCAGAGCAGUGGGCCGUCUGGGCACCCCCAACACCAGCAUCAUCACUAUCCUGGUCCACAGUGUCAAGGGGGUCCUGGAUAUCCUACUGGGGCAUACCCUCACUACAGUGAAGGAGGUCAUGCAAUGCCCUCAAACCCCCCGUACCCCACUGGCCAGCCCCUCCACCCUAGCCCCCAGUCUGAUGGAUGGACACACUCUGGAGCGUAUGCCCCCCCACAGCAGCAAUGGCAGCCAGGCCAGCAGCCUCCACAAAACCACUACGGCAAUCCUGUCCGUCCGUCCCACCCUCCAGCAUGGCCCGGGACUGGAACUGGAGCUCCACCACCUUACCAACCCAAGGACCAGCAGCACCAACGUGCCCCACAAGUGGGACCUAAACCCAGGCCAACCCCAUCCCUGAAUGCCCCCAGUGGAAAGCCUGCCGAAAUAUGUUCACCUCCCCAAUUGUACAACAAAAGCGGGAGAGGUGAUCCUAAUCCUUCUCAAGCUGAGCCCCCGCCCCAGGCGCCGGCCCCAGCUCCAGCCCGGGCCGGACCCCAACCCCUGAGCGAUAACCCCAGCCUCGCCAAGGUCCAGCUGGUCAUGGCCAGAAUGAUGCUGCUGCAGGAAGAUGUGGAUGAGUUUGUUGGCAGAAAGUCGGACAAGAGUUAUCGUGUUCUGGAGGAGCUGCUAACCAAAGAGCUGCUGCUGCUGGACUCUGUGGAGACUCAGGGACAGGAGGCCGUCCGGCAAGCCCGAAAGGACGCUGUGCAGAAGAUCCAGGCCAUAUUGGACCAGCUGGAGAAGAAAGCCUUCUGAACUGGACUUAUUUACUGGUUUGUCGGUGUCUAAGUCUUGCUGUUUUCCUCUUCCAGAUCUUCCAUGGACACAAUGAAGGUCUACUCUUCUCUCUUCUUCUCUCUGAGGGUUUUUCCACAACCAUGAUAUAAAAUGCCUGAAAUAACUGGCAAAAUGAAAUGGAAUCAACCUUGUAAAGCCUGAUAACACUGGUAUAAUUGUGUUAGAAGCGCAGACUGACAGUUGUACAUAUCAUAAGUUACUUUGAAUCUCAGUGAGUGACUCUGCUGGACACACAACCUGACACUCUUACUCAGCUUUUUCUGUAAUGUCAUGCCAUUGCCAGCAUAAUGCAGGGCUGAGUGACAGAGAGAUGAAUUUAUUCACAUUUUCAUGCUGUCCCUCAGGAUUGUGGGUGAGUCCGAUCCUACAUCUAAGAAUGUCAUGCCCCGUCUAUUAUUACAUCUCAUAGUCCGUUUGCAUGAUAUGUCUCCAACCCUGAUAGAGGCCAAACAGUUAGUUGCCCUUUGUCCCAUCAUGUCUCUGCAGGAAGACGUGCAACGCUUUUCUUUGUUAAAUAGUGCUCCCAGCCCUGCAUGUAUUCUAAAGUCCGACAAACAUUAAAUACACUCAUAACAUCUAAAAGAAAAUGACCGGGCAUGGAGCGCAGCAGAUUAGUGAAAACCCUCUAAAGAUCGCUGUCCCUAUUAUUCCAGAUUUUGGAUGAAAUGUCUUCCUACCUGCGGACCUAAAAUCCAACCUAUAUAUGAAUGCCAUGUAUUUUACUCUAGGAACUACUGUUAUUACAGAUACAUAAGGAACACUUUAAGAACUACUUGAAAAACUGAUCAAUAGUUAUUUUAAUCCCUUUUGGAACACUUGGAAUAUAACUACAGGAAAGUUAAUUGUAUUUUCAGGAUUAAGUGUUCAAUAUUUUGCUGUAAAAGAUAAAGAAAAGGAUAAACUUUUUCAGUAAUGUUUUCUGCUUAAGGACAAUAUUGAUCGCAGCACUUGUGAGUAAAAAGUGUUUGAUUUGGACUUUGUUUCUGUUUACUGCCGCACCAAUAUCCUGUUUUCCACAAUUAUUAGUUUUCUUGUGUAGAGUAGACUUUUUUUCAAUCAUCUUGAUGUGUUGAUUUAGAAAAGGAGUGCCAUAUUUCAGGGGAUGGUUUUAAUUAGAAAAAGAAAAAAAAUGAAGAUGACAAGCUUUGCAUGAAAAAAAACACCUGUCCUAUGUGUUCAUUUUCCUGUGCUGUUAUGUUUUAUGGAGCACAACUGUACAGUUUCAGAUGUAAUGCAUGUUUCCAACACAAGAUGGAAAUCCUUGCCUGACAAGUCUUGAAAUUGAGAAAAUAACAGAGAAAUAAUUAAAUGUCAAUAUAUUUUC
Molecule: messenger RNA, 2734 nt
Organism: Gymnodraco acuticeps
Lineage: Eukaryota; Metazoa; Chordata; Actinopteri; Perciformes; Bathydraconidae
Gene: bag4
Product: BCL2 associated athanogene 4
Exons: 5
Coding region: 214-1368 (384 amino acids)
Biological process (GO): protein stabilization
Cellular component (GO): cytoplasm; membrane; cytosol
Molecular function (GO): adenyl-nucleotide exchange factor activity; protein-folding chaperone binding
Source: RefSeq, a predicted model, not a curated record